AUGGUGCCACUUAAGGAUAUUCUUAACCAGGAAAAAAGCCCAGAUGAAGAACGUGAAAGUAAAACAUCGGGCUUGACAGAGCACAGUAUAUCGGAAAAGCAGUCGAAUUCAGAUUCUCACCAAGACUUUGGGGCAGAUGCAAGCAUACAUAGUUCAUGCUACGAAUGCACACAUGCUGACAGACACGUGGAGACUAGUGAGAAUUUACCAUCACCACCUUUCAGCAUGUCGUCGUCUGGAAGCUGUCUUGGUAAUAGCGACAAUGAAAAAGACAGCAACGGUAACGAAUACGAGGAAGAGUCAAAUUCAAGCAAGUGUGGACCAACGGGCUCCUCCUCACAUAUAAGUUCACCACGGAGUGACUUUGCGUCUAGUAACGAGGAGGAAUUCCUAGUUUGUGAAUGGGAUAACUGUGGAAAGGCCUUUUCUCAACCAGAGCUGUUAUACCAUCACCUCUGCUCCGACCAUGUUGGUCGGAAGUCUCAGAAGAAUUUAGAACUGAAUUGUAAAUGGAAAAACUGUAACGCAAAGACAGAGAAGAGAGAUCAUAUUACAUCACAUUUAAGAGUCCAUGUUCCACUGAAACCUUUCAAGUGUUCGAGUUGCCAAAAAAACUUCAAGAGACCGCAAGAUCUAAAGAAACAUCUAAAGAUCCAUGCCGAAUCGCACAUAAGUGUUAAAAAGAAGAGGGGUCCUAGAGCUGGAUCUAAAAGAAUAAAUAAGAAAGCUGUCAUUAAAGAUUCCAUGACCAACGUAAACGAUACGAGUAUGAACGGAAGAGGUUUAUCUAUAGAUAGCGAUACUUCCCUUCCCUCGCCAAUAGGUAGCUCAAUUCUUCCAAACAUUCCGCAAAGUCUACCGCCAAUUUCCAUGCACCAAUUAAUUUCGCAUGAGCUGUCAUCCUACGAACCAAUCUACACGAAGCAACUGGGAGCCCGAUUGCAGACAAUUUUACCGCCACUAUCCAAUGACGACCAUCUACCAAGGACAACACCGAUGUCCACCACAAAUGCAGCAUCCUUUUUCUCCACAUUAUCUAAGAACAUGACAAAUUCACUAGCAGGCAGUCAACACAGUUACUCACAACCACCUGCGAUCUCUCAACCAAUUCGUACAGUGGCGAUCAAUGGCCACAUAAAAUCGCCCAUUUUGAACAAUAUGCAUUUAACUCCGAAUCCGAAGCCAAUACAAUUUGGUUCUCCAACAUUACAACGCUCUAAAUAUCCUGAAUUUCAUCAGCUACCUCCCAUUGGCUCCUCACAUUUUACUCAGGAUGGCUACUCAAGACUACCUUCAUUGCCGGCGGUCCCUGUGCUGACUCCAAGGUACAGUACUUUUGACCGAGUUCCUCAAUUUAACACCUAUGGCCAAAAUUUCAGUUCAUCUCAGAGAAGUACAGGGAAGAAAGAUUCAGAAGAUGUUGACACUACUCAAAGCAUAGCUCAAGAUCUACUUUCACUACGCCUGGCUGACAAGAAUGAGGAUAAUGAGGAGGACUUGGUAGAAUUUCUCGAUGUGUUACAGACAGUAAACAUUCUGAAGGACUACUACAUGUGUUUACUACUCGAAGAAGAAUACGAAUCUGAGGAUGAAUCAGACCAUGGACCAGGAGAAUUAAAGACUGAUGUGAUCCGCAAGGACCGCCCAGUCGUCAAACUGCCCAAAUACCCAAAGUUAGCUGUUUAA
Zygotorulaspora mrakii is the source of this 1686-nucleotide messenger RNA. RefSeq names its product alkaline-responsive transcriptional regulator RIM101 (gene RIM101). Gene Ontology annotation, cellular component: nucleus. The record is from RefSeq and is a predicted model, not a curated record. Gene Ontology annotation, biological process: positive regulation of transcription by RNA polymerase II. The coding region runs from base 1 to 1686 and encodes 561 amino acids. Lineage: Eukaryota; Fungi; Ascomycota; Saccharomycetes; Saccharomycetales; Saccharomycetaceae. The transcript has a single exon.